AAUGCAGCACGAGAUCUCACCAACUGUCAUGGCGUCUCGCUUGAAGGGGGUUUGGUGCUGGAGAAAGUAGCCGCUGUCAUUUAUCAGUUUUCUCCCGUACACAGAGCAGCCGUCCCCGACCGAAGAGGCUAUUAUAGUAGCGGAUAGUUAACAUGGGGACUGUCCACGCUAAGAGUUUGGACCCUCUCCCGAUGCAUGGCCGGGAUUUGGGCGUCAACCCUGAUGACUUGGUGGACACUCCAGAUGUGGUGCAGGAGGCCAAGCAGGAGAUCCUCGAAAACAAAGAUGUGGUCGUCCAACAUGUCAACAUCCAGGGUCUUGGAAGAACUAAAGAGGAUCUACUUGGAUACGAAAUCUCUGACGUUUUCCACGCCAAAAACCUCAUUGAUGUGAUGAAAAAAGCUCACGUUGCCAGACAAAGGUUGCUUCGCCUCGGAAUCUUCAAAGAUGUGGAGGUUCUUAUUGACACGUCUGAAGGCACAGAUGCUUUGCCCAACGGUCUUGAUGUAACAUUUGAGGUGACGGAGGUAAAGAGGCUGACAGGGAGCUACAACACCAUGGUUGGCAACAAUGAAGGAAGCAUGGUGCUGGGUCUGAAGUUGCCCAACAUGUUGGGGCGAGCUGAGAAGCUCACCUUCCAGUUCUCCUAUGGGACCAAGGAGACGUCAUAUGGCCUGUCCUUCUUUAAGCCCCAGCCCGGACACUUUGAACGCAACCUCACCCUCAACUUGUACAAAGUCACUGGACAGUUCCCAUGGAGCUCCUUAAAAGAGACGGACAGAGGCAUGUCUGCAGAAGUCAAUUUUCCUCUCGGGGUGACCAACCACACCUUGAAGUGGGAGGGUGUAUGGAGGGAGCUGGGCUGUCUGGCACGCAGUGCUUCAUUCGCCGUGCGAGAAGAGAGUGGACACUCGCUGAAAUCUGCCCUCUCGCACACUGUGUCAGUCGAUUCAAGGAAUUCUGCCAUUUUCCCCAACAGAGGCACUUUACUCCGGCUCAACCAGGAACUGGCCGGGUACACAGGAGGCGAUGCCAGCUUCUUGAAAGAAGAUGUUGAGCUGCAGUUUAACAGACGGCUCUUCUGGGACUCGGUCUUGUCUGCCUCUCUGUGGGGUGGGAUGCUGUAUCCGUUGGGAGGACAACCAUCCUGCAUCGCUGACAGGUUCUAUCUUGGAGGUCCCACUAGCGUGCGAGGGUUUGGGAUGUACAGCAUCGGGCCACAGAGUGAAGGUGACUAUCUGGGUGGAGAGGCGUACUGGGCGGGUGGUCUGCACCUCUACACUCCACUGCCCUUCAGACCAGGCAAGGGCGGCUUCGGAGACCUUUUCAGAACACAUUUCUUUCUCAAUGCAGGCAACCUCUGCAACCUCAACUAUGGCGAUGGUCCCCGGGCGCACCUUCAGAAGCUAGCUGAGUGUAUUCGCUGGUCGUACGGAGCGGGCAUCGUGCUGCGGCUUGGGAACAUCGCCAGACUGGAGCUCAACUACUGUGUGCCCAUGGGAGUUCAGAGUGGAGACAGGAUAUGUGACGGUGUCCAGUUUGGAGCUGGAAUCCGCUUCCUGUGACCUCAUCACUCCACCGCCCUCAGUCCUCCAGCCUCUGCUGGGAUGUGAAAAGGGAGAAUGUCUUGUUGUUUAUCACCUGUAACUUGUUGUAGAGUGUGUAACACUAGCAUGGGUCAUAUGUCCUGGGGAAAACGUGCCUGUACCCCGUAACCCUCCUUUGAUAUGCACCAGUAAAGGCUUUUUAACAACAAAGUGCCAGUGUUGGGUCAUAUGAGUAUCAUAUGAGGCUUUCAUUGCUUUUAGGGGAUGGAAGUAACCAGAAGUACUGAACAUUUUCAUUUGCAGCCACAGUCAUGAGAUAUGAAGACAGUUAUGGCAAAAAAAAAAAGUACAGUCAUGUUGAAUCUGACAAAUUCAGUAGACUUCUGAAUCAUGUUUUUGCUAUUAACUGAGCCACUGUUCCUCCUUACCUUGGUUUGAAUUCUCCAUCACUGGCACCUUUGUCUGUGGAAAAGUCAGCUACUAGUGAUUUUGCCCACUGUGUUGACUGUGGUGACACAACGUAACUUAUGUACCAGAAUGUUAAAGAGAUUUGGGCAUGUUCCCCGUUGGCCUUCCAGGAUUGCUUCUUAUUCCAGGAGCAUAAAUUGUUUAUAGUUUUGUUUGACAGUAAACUGUACCCCACACACUCUCCUGACGUGAUGAGUGUUGUUGAGUCAUACCGUGUAGAUGAAAUGAUCACAGAGGCAUCCAGGGAAUGAACCGGGAGACACCAGCACUUUUCAAUCAAAACAUCGGUGUUUGAAGGGAAUCAACCUUUAUGCCAAAGCAGUUUUUUUUUCAAAAGUAGUCUUAUGUGAAGAAAGGAGGGUUGAUCUCUGGGGCCGGCAGCAGAGGUGGGACCCCCCCCCCGAGCUACAUCCACCACCAGUGCUCUUACCCUUAGUCCACUUUUUGAUGUUGUUGAAACUAUUCACAAAUAAAUCACACCUGCUCCCCUGG
Acanthopagrus latus (yellowfin seabream) is the source of this 2507-nucleotide messenger RNA. RefSeq names its product sorting and assembly machinery component 50 homolog, like (gene samm50l). NCBI's taxonomy places the organism in Eukaryota, Metazoa, Chordata, Actinopteri, Spariformes, Sparidae. Gene Ontology annotation, cellular component: SAM complex; outer membrane. The coding region runs from base 153 to 1565 and encodes 470 amino acids. The transcript is spliced from 15 exons. Gene Ontology annotation, biological process: protein insertion into mitochondrial outer membrane; mitochondrial respiratory chain complex assembly. The record is from RefSeq and is a predicted model, not a curated record.